Messenger RNA from Drosophila miranda, 1236 nucleotides. RefSeq names its product ubiquitin-conjugating enzyme E2 variant 2 (gene Uev1A). Bases 19 to 516 code for a protein of 165 amino acids. The transcript is spliced from 4 exons. The record is from RefSeq and is a predicted model, not a curated record. Lineage: Eukaryota; Metazoa; Arthropoda; Insecta; Diptera; Drosophilidae. Gene Ontology annotation, biological process: protein K63-linked ubiquitination; DNA damage tolerance. Gene Ontology annotation, cellular component: nucleus.
AUUUCAGUAUUUCAUUGCAUGUUAAUGUUUUUAUACGGUCACACUUAUUUUCUUGCCGUCACACUGUUAACAUCCACAAUGGCGAAUACAUCAAGUACCGGCGUUGUGGUGCCACGAAAUUUCCGCUUACUGGAGGAGCUGGAUCAGGGCCAGAAGGGUGUAGGCGAUGGCACCAUCUCGUGGGGUCUGGAGAACGACGAUGAUAUGACGCUCACCUACUGGAUCGGCAUGAUCAUUGGUCCGCCUAGAACACCAUUUGAGAAUCGAAUGUAUUCACUAAAGAUUGAGUGCAACGAACGCUAUCCGGAUGAGCCGCCCACGCUAAGAUUUUUAACUAAAGUUAAUAUUAAUUGCAUUAACCAGAACAAUGGCGUGGUUGAUCAUAGAUCAGUGCCCAUGUUGGCCCGGUGGAGUCGUGAUUACACUAUAAAAACGAUGCUGCAGGAAAUCCGUAGAAUUAUGACCAUGAAAGAGAACCUGAAGCUGGCACAGCCGCCAGAAGGAAGCUGUUUUUAGUCGACAACAUCCAGCAAACAACACCAACAGCAACCCCGGCAGAUGCAGAAACAACCAGAGCCAGAGCCCCCACAGACACACUCACAGCAGAGCAACACCAGCAAACAAUAUCAGCCGGAAUCUAUACAGCCAUGAAUCUAUACAGAAGCAAGCUGUGUGUGGCAUGCGCCUCUGAUCUGCGGCAGCCGCGGAGAUGAUUGAGAAGAUGAUGAAUGAGAAGCGAGUGGUUAUGUGGCCCGUUGAUGCUUGCAGCAACGGCAACCAAAAACCAAAUGCAAGUUAUACUAUAAGUAACAAGAUCAGCAAAGCAAACAAACACGUCACUAUAAUGGUCGUGGUCGUCGUCCCUUCCGUCAUAAACUACUGUCAUCAUGUGUUUGGUUACUUUACUUCUACUCCCCAAGCCAUCCACCCAGCCAGCCGGCCAGCGAGACCCCACAGCAACAACAACAACAACAACAACAACGAUCCUCCCUUCUUAGCUAAGAAACAAAAACCACAACAGAACCACAAAACCAGCAAGAAGUAGAACACACAACAACAACAAAAAGCCUACGAAAAACGAACCGAAGUUCAGUUUAUUAUUUAAUUACUUCACUCACGCGCAUACACAGAGUUUUUCAACAAAAUAAAUACAAAAGGAGAGGAAAGUAAAUCCGUAAAAAAGUAAGCGUAAAAGUAAACGUAAACUAAUCGAAAAGCAGAGAAAUGAAAAGAAAA